AAAGUGCGUACUGCGUAUGGUGCGAGUGGCGGGAAAUUUAUAGACUAAUAUUAGCGGUACCCAAACGUAAAAUAUAUUUGUAAUUAUUUGCUUUUAACAUAGACUUUACUUGAACUUUAAUUUAACUUUCCAGACUACAGAUCACCCGAGAUUAUCAAUUUAGAUAUUCGAAAACAAAUGUCCGCGAAAAGACCAAUAAAGAAGAUGAAGCCGCUCGGUAAAACUGACAGGAAAACAUUUAAAGACACGACGACCAAAGACGUGAGAGGUGCAGAGGACCAAGAAAAUAUUGCACUAGUGGAAAAGCUCUCAAAGAAGCGCUCCUCCUCCGACUUUGAUGACGAUGACGCUGACGCCGCUGUAGUUCCUGUGGGCACCGGGUUCCAGUCCAUGUUGGAGCAGUUUGGGUCGGACAUCAGCAAAGCAAUGCAGGCCAAAAAGAAACGCCUGGAAACCUUAACCAAUAACUACAUGAAGGGCAGUCAGCACAAACUCGAGCAACUGUGGAGAACGCACCAAAACCAGCGCCAAAAAUUAACCCAGCAAUAUUCACAGCAAGUGAGCGCAGCGCUGCAGCAGUGGGAGGCGGAGGCGCAGAGGGGCGAGGAGCAGGAAGAGCGCAUGAAUAAUCUGUUUAAACAGCAGCUCAAGGUGCUGCAGCAGGCCCGAGCCGCUCAGGGCCAGAAGCUGAAGGCCGUGCGUGAGCUGUACGACGUGUUUGUGAAGAACAUGGAGGAGAUGCAGAAGAGCCACGACAGCUUCCUCCAGAAGGCGACAGAGGAGCUGCGCAAAGAGAUGAACGUGCUGCAGAAGAAGAUACUCAUGGAUACUCAACAGCAGGAGAUGGCCAAUGUCCGGAAGUCACUGACAUCGAUGCUUUUCUAACCUGACACUAACUCACAUGUUCACAUUUUAUUUCAUGUUUUAUUAAAAGCACUUUUGUUUGUAUCAACUUGAAGCUGUAGUUCGUGAUUCAGCGACUGAUCCAAGUUCUCCGUGUUGUUUUAUUUAAAAUAUAACCUCUUUUUAUUGUUUUAAUGUUAUAAAAUUUGCCAGUGUUGAUCUUUUUUGGAGGUUUUUCAAUUGUUAACUACUGAAAAUUCAAAUAAAAAAUCCUUAUCAGCUGGUGCUCCUUUGUUUUUACACACAAACUCUACACAUUGUUCCCUUUUGGAUUUUAUUUUACAUUGCGUAGUAGUUACAAGCCUUGUUUACACGUUAUUGUUCCAAGACCUAAUUAAAAUUAAACCAAUACAGCAAUUAAGUUGAUUGAAACACUGUAAAAAAAAAUAAUAAAAAUAAAACAAAUACACAAUUAUUUCAGCUACAAAGAGAAAAAUCUGUAGUGAU
Messenger RNA from Boleophthalmus pectinirostris (great blue-spotted mudskipper), 1350 nucleotides. Its product is annotated as synaptonemal complex protein 3-like. Lineage: Eukaryota; Metazoa; Chordata; Actinopteri; Gobiiformes; Gobiidae. Gene Ontology annotation, biological process: meiotic cell cycle; spermatid development. The transcript is spliced from 4 exons. The coding region runs from base 178 to 885 and encodes 235 amino acids. Gene Ontology annotation, cellular component: synaptonemal complex. The record is from RefSeq and is a predicted model, not a curated record.